Molecule: messenger RNA, 559 nt
Organism: Durotheca rogersii
Lineage: Eukaryota; Fungi; Ascomycota; Sordariomycetes; Xylariales; Xylariaceae
Exons: 2
Coding region: 131-370 (79 amino acids)
Source: RefSeq, a predicted model, not a curated record
AUCCACUCCGUUCUACGGUAUGGCCUACACAGGGCAUCUUCUUUUCUUCUUGUUAUUUUCUUCUUUCCCUGGAGAGAGUGGGUAGCCAGUCUAGAGCCUGGACGAUCGACUCUGGGCGACAACGCGAUGCAUGCAACGUAGGUAUGAUUGGCAAUCACCCCUUCUCUUCUUUUGCUUUUUUCUCUGUUUUUCAACUCGGGCUUCUCCUCGGACGCCCACUGGGGGUAUGUAUAUAUUGUGUCGGUAUAUAUGCCUACCUCUCCUCAUACCACGUAGUAUGAAUGCCUACCUACCUCCUCUGCCCACCUCCGGCCGUGGGAGGACGGAAUACGUGGGAGAUACCCGCGAGACACAUCGUGUGGAGAGGUGAUGCAUGCGGUCGCGGCGAGUACCUCCCUGGAGUACUCGAUGUACUAGUAUCAUCGCCCUGUCCCCUUCGCAACAAUUCGGCCUGGUCAGUUGCCAGAGGGAACGACGGGACGGGGUUUCUUAGGGCUGUCCUCGGAUAAAUACAAAUGAAUGCAAUAUAUGCGAUGCGCGGUAUCGCAUAUUGUAUAUG